ACCUUACGUAUUUGGUUUUCUAGGGUUUGCGAAGAUGGUUGGGAAGGAAGAAGAUAUGCGUAUUUUUGUCGGCGGUUUGUCGUGGGACACCACAGAGCGGCAGCUCGAAAACGCAUUCAGUCGCUUUGGGAAAGUUCUUGAAACUCAGAUGGGUUGUGUGAGAGAUAUAUAUGGUCAGUUGGAUCGCAUCGAGUUAAGAAGCUUGAUCAUUUUUGUGAUGCAAUUAAUGUUGAUGUUUCUUUUUUGAGAUUCACAAGGUUGGAAGUAUCAGCAUCAACAGAUGAUAACUGGACAUGUUUUUAGCAUUGUGUUCACUGGAUGCAGCAAUCGUUAGAUGCUUGUUGUUUGACACGGAUUCUUGUUUUCUGACAAGGUUGAAGUUUGUCAGAAGAAUUUUUAUUCAUGAAAUGAGCUUUGGUUGGUGAUGCACAACAGAACCCAGUCAUGUGGCUUUGAAUUCUCUGAUUCAAUGAUCAGCCUGACAUAAUGAUGUAGCAAAUAUUGAGAAGAUUUUUGCUAUUGUGAGCCACUUUCUUAGCACACAGAUAGGCCCUCUGGAUCCGAUACUGAAGGAAUUAAAGAACAUUAAUUGCAGAAACUAUUUGAUAAAAUACAUUGUGGUGAUGCCGCCUGGUGUUUUUUUGUUUUUCCUUUUUUGUUUCGUUUCGGUCCGUUAGAAAGUCCUUCAUGUGUGAAGUUGAAUGCCAGUCAUAUGUUAGCUUACACGUCCCUCUGAAACACAGCGAUGAGAUGGUUGCAUACUUUGAGAUGAACAAGAUCUGCAGCUGGAUGAUGUGCCAUUUGUAGACAUUGUUUAUAUGACGUUCCAUUUCCAGAGUUCAGGGGCUUUUUUUAGUGCUUCAAAAUUGCAUGUGAUGUUCCACAAUUUAUCGAGUCUUCCCAAAGAAAUCUACCUUAUAUGACAUCAUUAUUUCACCCCCUAGCCAUUUCCAUCAAACUGCAGAACAGAUCAAAUGCCCGAUGCCUGAUAAAUCGGUUAAGUGUGCUUACCUGAAAGGUCCCUAUUGAUUUUUUUUUUUUUUUUUUUUGUUUUCUGUAAGAAUGUCUUCUGUUGGCUGACCCCUCAAAGUUAUUGAGAAGUUCAGAUGCUGAAUAUAAAAGGAUACAAGUGUGUUUGAGGCAUUGGCUGUUUUUUAUGCUUGUUGAUGCAACUGAAUAUUUCUGCAAUUCUUUCUUCAAUUGGCGGCUUCUUUAUGGCAAGAGCUUCAGUUCCUGCUUUUCUGUCUCCGUGCAAGAAAUCUGGUUUGUUAUGUGGUUUUUUCUAGUUUGAACUUCUGCAGUUUGUUGCUGGAACUCUGAGGCUAAUAUUGCUCAAUGUUUCCUCUGAAUGUGGUCGGGAACGAUUGGUGAUUGCUGCCCAAAAUAGCAUGGUUACGAUCGUAUCAGUUCUGCCUCUUCUUUAAUAAGAAAAUAAACUGUACUAUGGUAUUUCCGCUUCACUUUUACAAGUGUCCUCUCAGAUUGCUGAUGGAGCAUGUCUCAUUUGGUGUAAUGCUAUUUGGUGAUAUUCUGAUAGAACAAUUUCAGCUGUUAACCUGAGUUUUGUUCCUAGCAUUUCUUGAUUGGUGUCAUCAGAUGGGAGAGUUUGACUGAUAGAUUUAUGAAUCAAUCUGAGAGAAGAGGUUUUGUUCAAGAUGAUUCAAUUAAUUUGGACUGCAGGUUGAAAAGGAAGAUAACAGGAUAGCAGCCUGCUGGCUCCAAUAAGUUGUUUGGAAGAUAGUGCAUGUGUUUGAAAGAUGUUCUGUUACUUCAAUUUGAUGUUAUUUGAAAUAUGCUGAAUACGUUGGAGAAGUGCUUAUCAGAUUCUUUUGUUCUGGAACUUGUCAUCCCAUGGGUAGCCAUUUAUCAGAUUCUUUUCUCUGGUUUGUGUAAACAAAAUUCUUUUGUCACUCCCAAUCUGUGAAAGAGUCCUGCAAAUUAUCUGUAUAAGGUUUGGGUGAUCCAGUGAAUGAACCAUUGGUUGAAACACUUGCCCUAAGUAUUGAGGCCUAAUAUGGGGCUCUUCACUGCAUUGAUAUCAUGAAUUUCGGAGAUUAUAGAUCGAAUUUCGGGAGUGCUUGUCAGUCGGGUUUCAUAGUUGGAGGAAAGUAAUUGGGUUAUUUACGUGAAUAAAUGUUUAAUCUAUCUGUUCUUUUGCGGCUAAUUCUUGAAAGUUGCAUCAGUCGGUCCUCUGAUCAUGAAGUGGAACAAUUGGAUUUUUGGAAACAGCUGUCCAUGUCCUACUGUGUUUUUGUAGUGCGAGAUGAACAGAUUGCAACUUAAUCAGUUUGAGGAAGUAGUACCAUUUUUUGGUUGUACAUCAGAUUAAGCAGCUAUUUGAAAUUAUGUUAGAGGUGAGAUACAUUAGAGUGUUGGUGCUAUCCAGAGGUUUGUUUUAUUAUAGUUCAUGGACAUGAAUUCACUGGGGAUAACAGUUUCAUGUAUAAUGUCAGAUUACAGACACGUUCAGCUGUGCAGAUCCUGCUAUCUUGAAUCAUGUUGGAAAGAGAUACAGGGCGCCCUCGUGGAUUUGGAUUUGUAACCUUUGGAGAUCACCGGGCAAUGGAAGAUGCAAUCAGAGAUAUGCAUGGAAGGGAGCUUGGUGGCCGGGUCAUCACGGUGAACAAGGCUGAGCCCAAGAUGGCAACUGAUGAUACUGGGCAUGGCUAUGGUGGAGGCUACUCAUCUGGUGGCAGGGACAGCUAUGGGGGUGGAGAUAGGGCUGGUGGACGAUCCGACUGCUUCAAGUGUGGGCGCCCAGGGCAUUGGGCACGGGAAUGUACAGCUGGAGGUGGUGGCCGAUUCUCUUCCCGUCCUAGGUUUGGUGGUGGUGGUGGUGGCCGUGGGGAUCGCUUUGGAGGAGACCGUUAUGGUGAUCGCAACAUUGAUGAUCGUUAUGAUGGCAGACGCUCUGGAGACAGAGACCGCUUUGACAGCAGGGACAGAAAUGGGGGCCGUGACCGCUAUGCGAGUGACUCGUACCCUUCUGGUGGGGAUCGCUUUGCUGGUGAUCGGUAUGGGGGUUCUGACCGAUUCCCACAGAAUGCAUAUGGAAAAGAUAGAAGUAGCUAUAAGGAUGGUGGCCCAAGAGGCAACGACAGGUAUGGGGGCGGAGGCCCAACCAGGUAUGGGGGAGGAGGCUACCGGGAAAGGCCAGGUCCAUAUGAUCGUCCUGCCAGGGGAGGACGCCCAUCUUCCUAUGAGCGCUACUAAGGUGGUUUUGCAGUUCCUCUGUUUUUGGGCUGUUUUAGAUGCUUGUAUCUAUGUAGGGUACUUGUUUUGAUUUCAGAUGAGAUGCUGUCUCCUUUUGUUGUUUCUUGUUGCUUCUGGGAAUUGUUAUUUUCUUUCUUCUAUGGCUUACCUCCCUAGUUUCAAAAUUUUAAUGUAGAAAGUGAACUAGUUACUUGUAUUGAAUUCAUGGAAUUAAACGGAUUUCUCAGGUCA
This is a messenger RNA of Macadamia integrifolia, 3444 nucleotides long. RefSeq names its product glycine-rich RNA-binding protein RZ1C-like. The transcript is spliced from 3 exons. Bases 2497 to 3213 code for a protein of 238 amino acids. Gene Ontology annotation, molecular function: zinc ion binding; RNA binding. NCBI's taxonomy places the organism in Eukaryota, Viridiplantae, Streptophyta, Magnoliopsida, Proteales, Proteaceae. The record is from RefSeq and is a predicted model, not a curated record.